Xyrauchen texanus (razorback sucker) is the source of this 2648-nucleotide messenger RNA. Its product is annotated as monocarboxylate transporter 1-like. NCBI's taxonomy places the organism in Eukaryota, Metazoa, Chordata, Actinopteri, Cypriniformes, Catostomidae. Gene Ontology annotation, biological process: monocarboxylic acid transport; transmembrane transport. The transcript is spliced from 6 exons. Gene Ontology annotation, cellular component: membrane. Gene Ontology annotation, molecular function: monocarboxylic acid transmembrane transporter activity. The record is from RefSeq and is a predicted model, not a curated record. The coding region runs from base 352 to 1773 and encodes 473 amino acids.
AGGAUGGUCUGAUGGUAGCUGUGGGUUUGUCUUAUAGGUUUCCAGAGCACAAACACAAGGGAUAAGAUGAGACAAAGGAAGACUGGAUGACUUCGAUGGCUGGAUGACAACAGAGAUGGCUGGAUGAUGACAGGGAUGACUGGAUGAUGACUUGGGAUGACUGGAUCAAGGUAAAAACGCUGGGAUUAUUCACAUUACCCAAGACUUUCCUUGAAACAGUCUGGUCCCUUACAAUGCAGCUUGUCAUCACAGUGGAAUAGAGGAGCACUUUGAACAAUUUUAUCAAGAGAAUUUAUAGACUGUGCCAGAAAGCUUUCUUUGUAAACACCUGGUCAUCUGCACUCUGAAGCCAUGGCACCUGCUGUUGGAGGUCCUGUGGGUUACACCCCUCCAGAGGGGGGCUGGGGUUGGGCCGUGGUGUUUGGAGCCUUCAUUUCCAUUGGGUUCUCCUAUGCCUUUCCAAAGUCCAUCACUGUGUUCUUCAAAGAAAUCGAAGUGAUCUUCAAUGCCACCAGCAGUCAAGUGUCCUGGAUCUCUUCCAUCAUGCUCGCUGUCAUGUACGCAGGAGGUCCUGCCAGCAGUAUCAUGGUCAAUAAGUAUGGAAGUCGGCCUGUUAUGAUUUUAGGAGGCUGCCUCUCGGGAAUCGGACUCAUUGCUGCUUCUUUCUGCAAUAAUAUUGAAAGCUUGUACUUCUGUGUUGGUGUUGUGGGAGGUCUGGGACUGGCAUUCAAUCUCAACCCUGCUCUCACUAUGAUCGGCAAAUAUUUCUUCAAGAGACGUCCAAUAGCAAAUGGCAUUGCUAUGGCUGGUAGUCCAGUCUUCUUGUCAACUCUUGCUCCUCUGAACACCUGGUUGUUUGAUCAGUUUGGCUGGAGGGGUAGCUUCUUGAUCUUGGGUGGAAUUUUGCUCAAUUGUUGUGUAGCUGGAUCACUGAUGAGGCCUAUAGGGCCAAAGCCCCAACCUGCUGUUAAAGGGGUUAAAAGUAACAGCAGAGCCACAGAGCAAAAGACGGUGAUGGAGAUGAUUAAUGGUUUUAUUGAUCUGACACUCUUCAAGCAUCGUGGCUUCUUGCUUUACCUUCUGGGAAAUGUGGUCUUGUUCUUUGGCCUUUUCACUCCCCUUGUGUUCCUCAGUAAUUUCGCCAAGAGCAGGGAAAUUCCCAAGGAGAAAGCGGCUUUUCUGCUCUCUGUACUAGCCUUUGUAGACAUGGUGGCACGACCUUCCAUGGGAGUAGUCGCCAGCACAAAAUGGGUGAGACGGAGGGUGCAGUACUUCUUUGCUGCCUCUGUUCUUCUCAACAGUGUGUGCCACCUGCUUGCCCCUUUGUCGACGGACUACACAGGGUUUGUGAUUUAUGCCAUCUUCUUUGGGUUUGCCUAUGGGUGGCUGAGCUCUGUGCUGUUUGAGACCCUUAUGGAUCUGGUGGGUGCCCAGCGUUUCUCCAGUGCUGUUGGAUUGGUGACAAUUGUGGAGUGUGGCCCAGUGUUACUAGGGCCUCCUUUACUAGGAAAAUUCAAUGACAUCUACCAUGACUACAAGUACACUUACAUUGGCUGUGGAAUUCUUCUGCUGGUUGGCAGUAUGUUUCUUUUCAUCGGAAUGGGCAUCAACUACAGGCUGCUGGAUAGGGAGGCAAAAGAGGAAUCCAAGAGAGCCAAUCUGCAGGGGAGAGAGGAUUACUGCAACAAGGACAUUUCAAACAGAGAGCCAGGCAAUGGUGUUGUAGAACCAUUGAAAGCACCUGAUGACAAGACAGCAGAGGAUACUGUGUGACACUGACUAUUUCAUAAAUUGAUUUAGUUAUCACUGAUGUUGAUCCUGGUGAUACUAAUAUUCUACACUCUCAAUAUUAUAAGAAUCUGUGUACGAACAUCCAUCUAGAGGUCUGAAAUUAAUAUAAUAAAAAUAAUAUUUAUUUGAAGAAUAUAAGUUUUAAAGAUUUUUUGAUAAAACAUAAGCCUUCAUUGUAGGACAAGAUUUGUGGCACUUCUAUUUUAGGCCAUUAGGAGGAAAGAUUGAAUCGAAGUGCACUGAAUACAGAUAAAAUUAAUCUACAUGAAACAACUAUCUAUCAAUAAGGAGUAAAUAAAAAGGAGAAAGAUUAACAAAGUUUUUGUUGUUAGAAGUCAACAUGAAAAUGAGUUCUUAACCCAUAUUACUUCAGUAUUGUGAUGUAUUUCUAAAUGAAAGAGGAUAUUUAACAAGAAAUACAUUUAGGGCAGGAGUUUAUUUUAUCCAUCAGGAAUUGAUUGGAUGUGAAAAGUUGUCUCUAUAUUCAAGGUGGUUGGGGAGGGGUUGAAAAAUAAGAGUGAUGUCGGCUGAAAAGGAAAUGUGUUGGACAUCCCAGACCAAGUUAUUUGGGGAUAAUGUGUACUAAUAUAAAUGGCUCACAAUUAUACAUAUUUUUUAUUUUUUUACUUGGCCUAAAUAGGGUCAAUUCCAUGCUCAUUUUAAUUAUAUGCAAAUAUGCUUCUUAAUUGCCAUGAAGUACUGCUGUGCAUUGUUCAUUCAUGCUUCACUUGUCAAUGUCUGUUUUAUUAUAUAUUCUUUUGUGAGUUAUGAGUGUGUAUACAAUAAAGUGAUUUAACAUUAAGUUUUCUUGUUUAAAACUGUGUAGGUCUUGAAAUGACAAAUAAUUUACUAUCAGA